AAUCCAAGAUUUAUCGGAUCCGGCUCCAGUGAAUCGCAUGCCUUAUCGCGUUUAAAACGAUCUUGGCGUUUCUCGAAGCUUCCUGGCCAUUGCUCGAGUUUCUGAUCUUUGCAUCGUCAUGGCACUUCUUAUUUAAUGGCUGAUUUUAAAUUCUUUUCAACUUUUACGAAUUUUCAGUGGGAGAUAAAGGAAACAUUCGGCGCGCGCAUCUUGCGACAUGACCGAUCUGUGAUCAACUGCGAGUCAAUUUGAAAAAUCGAGUAGAGGUUGUGCCGGUUUUAAAUCAAUUUGACAUAAUGCCUCCGAAAAAAGGAUCGGGGGGUGCAAAAGCUGGAAAAUCCAAGGGCGAUGACAGCGAAAAAGGUAAAACAGAAAAGAAUGGAGGAACCGCGGUUAAGGUGAGACACAUUCUAUGUGAAAAGCAGUCGAAAGUAAUGGAGGCGAUGGAAAAACUGAAAGCCGGGCAAAAGUUUAACGAAGUUGCAACGGCAUACAGUGAAGACAAGGCUCGGUCAGGAGGCGAUCUGGGUUGGAUGACGCGUGGGUCGAUGGUAGGUCCAUUUCAAGAGGCUGCAUUUGCUCUACCCAUUUCUAAUUUAGGAUCUCCAGUUUAUACAGAUCCUCCGGUUAAAACAAAAUUUGGGUAUCACAUUAUUAUGGUGGAAGGCAAAAAAUAGAGUUGCCUUAUUAUUAUGUAAAUAUUUAUACCGAUUCCUAUUAAGUAUAUUUUUUAAUGUUUUGUCCGAUAGUUUGGACAAGGAACAUAUUAAUAUAUAAAGUACUACGUAAUUACCAAAAAAAUAUAUUUCUUCACAUGUACAUUAUUAUCAAAAGUUAGUUUCCAGUGAUAAACUAAUGCUAAAUUAAAUCCUUCGAUCAUAUGUAUAUAAUUAUAACAUAACGGUACUCAUUUUCAUUCACUUUACAUGAUAUUCAAGAAGAAAUUAAUGAAGAUGUGACAUCACUAAAUGAGAAUGAAAAGACAUAAUGUAUUAUAAUAGCAAUAAAUAUAAUGCUUAUACAUGCUACUCAGUCGCUUCUCUUAAUUAUGUUGCUAGCGAACAGUUCUCGAUGUACCACUAAACAUUUGUUUGGAUUUAACAAAGUGUACAAAGAGAAUGAAUUAGACAUAAAAGUUUAAAGUCACAAAAGUAAAUCAACAUAUGCCGCGAUAUAAUUUCCACGCAACUCAAAAGAUUGAAGUUCGUGAAUUGUCGACUAUUCAUCUAAGUUAUGCUGUUCUUAUAAAUGUUUGUAAUUUGUACACUUGUAUUUGAUACUUCUUCAUCAAUUUAUAAGAUUUGAUAGUGUGACGAGGGAAUGUAUCUAAC
Molecule: messenger RNA, 1331 nt
Organism: Orussus abietinus
Lineage: Eukaryota; Metazoa; Arthropoda; Insecta; Hymenoptera; Orussidae
Product: peptidyl-prolyl cis-trans isomerase NIMA-interacting 4
Exons: 4
Coding region: 297-677 (126 amino acids)
Biological process (GO): rRNA processing
Molecular function (GO): peptidyl-prolyl cis-trans isomerase activity; DNA binding
Source: RefSeq, a predicted model, not a curated record